GAAAAGAGCUGUUGCUAAAAGAGAGAGAAGCUCAAGAGUUUGGAUUUCAGAAGCCUCUGUUCCUUGCUCAGCCUGGAGUUUAGAGAACAGAGCCCCCCUUCCUUACGCACCCCUACAUCUGUCCUAAGGAGAGUCUAUAGGAAGCACUUUGAAAUGUUUCCAGAUUCAUGGCACAACCAAUGCAAGACAGCCUGGUGUCGAGGGGGAAGAUUUGACAUCCGUACUGCCUAGAAAAGUAACCUUAGAUUUGUUCCUCACCUGAGCUUCCAGCUACAAAAUGGAGGCGAAAGAAACCCACUGGAAAGGUGGUUCUGAACGUGAGCUGCACUGACAUAUGUGGAAAGAGCCAGAGAUGUUUGUCUUGCUCUAUGUCACAAGUUUCGCCCUUUGUGCAAGUGGACAGCCACGGGGCCACCAGUCUAAAGGCGAGGGCUCGACCCCACGAUACAUCUGCAGCAUCCCUGGUUUACCUGGACCGCCCGGCCCGCCUGGAGCUAGUGGUUCCCCAGGACCCCACGGUCGCAUCGGCCUUCCUGGGCGAGAUGGCCGAGAUGGGAGGAAAGGCGAAAAAGGAGAAAAGGGAAGUGCAGGUAUGAGAGGUAAAACUGGACCUCUGGGCCUUGUGGGAGAGAAAGGGGACCAAGGAGAGACUGGCAAGAAAGGACCCAUUGGACCCGAGGGAGAGAAAGGAGAAGUAGGCCCCGUGGGGGCUCCUGGACCAAAGGGAGACAGAGGUGAGCAUGGGGACCCCGGGCCACCUGGUGUCUGCAGGUGUGGAAGCAUCGUGCUCAAAUCAGCCUUCUCUGUGGGCAUCACCACCAGCUACCCAGAAGAAAGGCUCCCCAUCAUCUUUAACAAGGUGCUUUUCAACGAGGGAGAACACUACAACCCCUCCACGGGCAAGUUCAUCUGCGCCUUUCCGGGGAUCUAUUAUUUUUCUUAUGAUAUCACAUUGGCGAAUAAGCACCUGGCCAUCGGGCUGGUGCACAAUGGAGAGUAUCGAAUCAAGACCUUUGACGCGAACACAGGCAACCACGACGUGGCUUCAGGCUCCACAGUCAUCUACCUGCAGCCGGAAGAUGAAGUCUGGCUGGAAAUCUUUUUCACAGAUCAGAAUGGCCUCUUCUCAGACCCAGGCUGGGCUGACAGCCUAUUCUCUGGGUUUCUCCUCUAUGUGGACACAGAUUAUCUAGACUCCAUAUCAGAUGAUGAUGAAUUGUAAUCAUCACUGCUCACCUCGGUGUCCUGAGAUGCUGGUGGCAGACAUUCUGUUGAAACAAGAAGAAGAUGAGAAGAGACUCCCACUCUUAGGCCAGAGUACGUACAUGCAGUUCUAGCAGAAUCUUUGAAAAGCAAGAUGAGCCACAAAAGAGUUGCAAGUACACUGAAAUUCAUUGUGUAAAACAAUAACCCCAGAUAUGAAUUCUCUUGAAAAUGAUUUUCAUAAAUAUUUAAACAAAUUAAAGACAAUGUUAACAGA
Molecule: messenger RNA, 1480 nt
Organism: Erinaceus europaeus (western European hedgehog)
Lineage: Eukaryota; Metazoa; Chordata; Mammalia; Eulipotyphla; Erinaceidae
Gene: C1QTNF7
Product: C1q and TNF related 7
Exons: 5
Coding region: 335-1222 (295 amino acids)
Molecular function (GO): protein binding
Source: RefSeq, a predicted model, not a curated record